CCCCUGCUUAUAAACCCCCACAGAAUAUCUUGUGUCAAUCAUUCUCUCCCACCAGGUUAUGGCAACAUAGCACCGUCAACAUUCUCUCCCACCAGGUUAUGGCAACAUAGCACCGUCAACAGUGGGAGGUCGAGUGUUCUGUAUGGUGUUCGCUCUAGUGGGUAUCCCUCUAACACUCUCUGUUAUUGCUGAUAUUGGUGACGUUCUUGCUUCUCUCGUUCCUGUGGCCACUCUCAACACACUCCUUCCCAAAGGGAAGCUACGAGCAGUUUCAACAGUAGUGGCCACUCUCAGCUUGCUGGCCGGGUUCAUAGCUCUUGGCGGAGUACUGUUUAUGUGGCUGGAUGGCUGGACCUUCAUGGAGGCCACUUAUUUUUGCUUCAUCACCACCACCACCAUCGGUUUUGGCGACCUUGUGCCUGCCACCUCCUCACUGCUCUGCUGCACGCUCUACAUCAUCGUGGGUCUGGCUCUAACCUCCACGGUGAUAGAGCUGGUACGAAGACAGUACGCCUCUUCCUGGGAACAAAUGAAGCAUCUUUCAGCCAGGCUACACACACUGUCCGGCCCUCUAGCCUUGGCCAUGAGGAAACUAGCCGAGUCUGGCACCGGACAGGUUGAGGUGGACCUGGACCUGGUGAGGGAGCUCAGGGACCUGAAUGUGGCCCUGGCCAAGGUGCAGCAGCAGGAGAAGCAGCAGGAAGAAGGGCUUACUGCUGAAGCAGGGGGCGAGGACCCCUGGGAGGCCUUGCUUGACAUGGCAGCUAGCAAGAAGAGAAUUACCAUUGUAAUGUAUGAGAGUAAUGUGUGAGUGUCUCUCUCUCUCUCUCUCUCUCUCUCUCUCUCUCUCUCUCUCUCUCUCUCUCUCUCUCUCUCUCUCCCUGUGUGUGUGUGUUCGAUACCUUAGAAACGCCUCUUCCAAUCCUCUUCAAACUUCCACCAACGCUUCUGUAAGGGAGUUUUACGGUGCAGGUGUCGCCAGAGACGGAUUUUGACCUCCUGAGACCCUGACCAAAUCAAAUUAAAGGUCUGUAUACAAGGUAUACAGACCAUAUCUGACAUCAGUGACAUACUACUAUAUAGAAAGUCGCUUGUUAUGCUAAGCAUUUCCCGCAAAUUAGGUCAAUUUUGUCCCAGGAUGCGACCCACACCAGUCCACUAACACCCAGGAUGUGACCCACACCAGUCGACAAACACCCAGGAUGCGACCCACACCAGUCCACUAACACCCAGGAUGCGACCCACACCAGUCCACUAACACCCAGGAUGCGACCCACACCAGUCGACAAACACCCAGGAUGCGACCCACACCAGUCGACUAACACCCAGGAUGCGACCCACACCAGUCCACUAACACCCAGGAUGCGACCCACACCAGUCCACUAACACCCAGGAUGCGACCCACACCAGUCCACUAACACACAGGAUGCGACCCACACCAGUCCACUAACACCCAGGAUGCGACCCACACCAGUCCACUAACACACAGGAUGCGACCCACACCAGUCCACUAACACCCAGGAUGCGACCCACACCAGUCCACUAACACUCAGGUACCUAUUUUACUGCUAGGUGAAGAGGAACAGCAAAUGCCUUAAGGAAACACGUCCUAAUGUUUCCAGCCGUACCGGGGAUCGACCCUCGGACCUCAGUGUGUGAGCUGAGUGCACUAGCGAUGGAGCUAGCUGACCAGAACCAAGUUCCUGGCACCCAUGGCUGUCAGUAUCAACUGGGAACUUUGACUGCCUCACCAGUAAGAAUACAAACAGACUUUCAGCCUUAAAAACGGAGACUGUUGUCACCUCUGGCUAGGCAGUAGUCUGGAGGUGUCAACGCGUGCUUCCAUGUGGUUGGUAGCGCACUCAGCUCACACACAGGUCCGUGGUUCGAUCACCGGUACGAGUGGUAACAUUUGGGCGUGUCUACUUAAGACACCUGUUUCCCUGUUCACCUAGCAGUAAGUAGAUACCUGGGAGUUAGUCACCUUACACCUGCUGUCACUGUUCACCUAGCAGUAAGUAGAUACCUGGGUGUUAGCCACCUUACACCUAUUGUCACUGUUCACCUAGCAAUAAGUAGAUACCUGGGAGUUAGUCACCUUACACCUGCUGUCACUGUUCACCUAGCAGUAAGUAGAUACCUGGGUGUUAGUCACCUUACACCUAUUGUCACUGUUCACCUAGCAGUAAGUAGAUACCUGGGUGUUAGUCACCUCACACCUACUGUCACUGUUCACCUAGUAAUAAGUAGAUACCUGAGUGUUAGUCACCUUACACCUACUGUCACUGUUCUCCUAGCAAUAAGUAGAUACCUGAGUGUUAGUCACCUUACACCUACUGUCACUGUUCACCUAGCAAUAAGUAGAUACCUGGGUGUUAGUCACCUUACACCUACUGUCACUGUUCUCCUAGCAAUAAGUAGAUACCUGAGUGUUAGUCACCUUACACCUACUGUCACUGUUCACCUAGCAAUAAGUAGAUACCUGGGUGUUAGUCACCUUACACCUACUGUCACUGUUCUCCUAGCAAUAAGUAGAUACCUGGGUGUUAGUCACCUUACACCUACUGUCACUUCACCUAGCAGUAAGCAAGUACCUGGGUGUUAGUCAACAGGUGUGGGUCUUAUCCUUGGACAAAACUGACCUAAUUGGCCCGAAAUGCUCUACAUAAGUAAGGACUUUACAGUAUGCCAUUGAUGUCAGCUAUGGUCUGUAUAAGUUAUAUCAUGUACUUGUAUAAAUAAAGAUUAUUAGUAGUAGUAGUACCAUUACUAUCAUAUACAUUAGUUACAUGUGUAUUGUACACUGUAUUCAUGUAAUAUAUUGGUAACUACAAAAGAUACAGAGAUGUACUAGUUUUAGUUAGUUUAAUAUGUUUAUUAUGCACCCCAUACCCAUCCUGUGGGCGGUAGUCAAAAGAUUACAGAGGUACAUAAUUGGUCCAGGGACUGGACUCCAAAGUUUUGAUAGCUGAGCAAGUUACAGAGGUAAUGAACUCACAAUUUACAAAGGUAAUGAACUCACAAUUUACAAAGGUAAUGAACUCCAGGUAAGUCUGGUCACAAUCAUGACAAGUUACAAAGGUAUUUACAGAUUACAGAGGUACGUAAUGGGUCCAGGGACUGGGCCCCCAAAGUUUUGAUAGCUGAACUAGGAACAAGGGUAAUGAGCUCACAAGUUACAAAGGUAAUGAAUUCUGUAGAAUGGUUACUUACGUUUAUACUUUGGCUACAAUCAUGAACAAAUUAUAGAGUAAUGAGCAAUUCACACUUCCACACCCGGUCACAACUGUAAUGAGUUAUUGGUGCAAAUAUUGA
Molecule: messenger RNA, 3315 nt
Organism: Cherax quadricarinatus
Lineage: Eukaryota; Metazoa; Arthropoda; Malacostraca; Decapoda; Parastacidae
Source: RefSeq, a predicted model, not a curated record